GCCUAGUAUAAUAGUAUAACUAAUAGGAACUAGGAAUUUCGCAAUAAUACUCUACUUUUGGUUCUACGUUAUAGUUAACUCGCGUUUAGAUUAUUCUUUAAAAAGUGAAAAAAAAUUUAAGAGUAGAACCAAACGAAUAUUUCAUGACAUCAUCAUUAAUUCAUAUGGAUUAUCUCUCUCCAAAAAAUGAAAUGAUCUUUGCAAAUUUUGUUUUGGAACAAGCUUACCAGUGGCAAUUGUGACGACGAACUUCCGGUGUAAACAUGUUCAACUUCAUGAUUAUAGAAAUUUCAAAAAUGCGUCAAUAGUUGCCACUAGUUUUGAAAAUGGAGGUAUACGGCACAAAAAAUGAAGACUGUAUCAUCGUUUCUUUUCCUUUGUUUGUUCAACUUGGCUGCUCUGAAUGAAAUACAGGAUCAUUCUCAUCAAAUUAAACUGCAUUCAGAUAUUCGACACUGUAAGAUUUCACCUAGUGUGUUCCUGAAUGUCUUCACAGUAUUGGACUGCUCAGAGUUUGGAUAUCAGCAAAUUACGAGGCAUUGUGGAAGGUUUCUCACUGUGCAAGAUACCCAUGAAUCACGUCAACGUUUCACGAUAUCAAGGAAAGGUGCAAUAUUCAGAGUAUUGUUCCGUGACAAAGAUGCAUAUUUGGCAAAUGCAAAAUGUUGUGUUAUGGAGUUUGAAUUAUUUCAGGAGUAUUUUAUCUUGUAUUCAGAGAGUGAGGGAGUGAGUUAUGAUUGUGAUGUAGUGAUAGUUUUGGACAAGAACGUAGUUUUACACAAAAAUGUGAAAAGAUCGGCAAAACGUAAGGAGGAAGGCAUAAAGAUUUCUCAGGAGAGAGUACAUGAAGGGGAUCAUUCAGAUGUCACUGGUGCUGUGAUUUAUAACUCUACCAUACGAUCAUCCAGAGCAGCAAAUGGAACUUUCAGGAAUAUGUCCAGAUUCAAUGAAUCGAAAUGGGAAAUGAUAGAAAGAAAAUUAACGAUAAAGUUAUCCCAUGAUCCGGAGUGGGCAAUGCUGAGUAUGACUUGCAUCAUUCUGCUUCUCCUGUUGGCUGUUAAAUGUUGUAAACUGACCGACAGCAGACAAUCAAAACUGCAGUAUGUGGAUUAUAUUGAGGAUUGGCACACCACUACUGUGAAUGAGGUAGUUAGAAGAAAAUCUGCAUUUUUGGAUAUACUAAGAAGAUUCAAGAACAAGAAGAGGAGAAAACAGUUGAAAAGAGAUGACAGACAGCGAUUAUUAUCUAAGAAAAAGAGUCACAGUGAUGGAGAGGACCAAAUAUCAGAUGAAAGUGAUGAAUUAAUCAAUUUAUGAUCCAUAGUUAGGCCUAAAAAAUUUAAAAUUACUUGGUUCUCAGGUCUGCCUGCAUCUGUUUAAACAAUGCACAUUAACCAUCUGCUCUUCUGAUGAGAGAAAUAGAUUUAGAAUCCCCAACUGCAAUAAAAAUGUUUGACUAAGUCAGGGUCAUCCUGUUGUUUGCGUAAACAGUUCAAUUCUGUAAAUGGCUGAUGGUGUUAUGUAUAGUUACAAAUAUUUCAGUGUUAUAUAUCUGUACAGAUACGAAAAGGCACAAUGCUUAUUCUGCCAUGGCACAUAAUGGGAGGUUUUUUCUGAUGCUUGCUCUAUGAUGGAACUGUUUAAAAGUCAUGAGUUUGGAAUUUUAAAAAAAUCUGUUGUCUGUUUUUCAUUUGAUUAAAAAAUGCGCUCCCUUUUUGACAAAAUUGACCCGAGAACUAAGUAAUUAAUUUUUUUGGUCAUAUGUGGUGGUCAAACAGGUUCAGUAACUGGUGCCAGAUAUAGUUGAGUUGGUAGAGCAUGUACCUGAUUAGAGAUUCGUGGGCCUGGGGCUCAUUCCAGUCUGUUGCAUUCUCUCCCCUGUAACAAUUCUAAAUGGAAAUUUGAUAUCUUCUGUAUUCAUGCAGAAUAAUAGGAAUAUUUAUGUUUUAAAAUAAGAUAAUUUUUCAUAUUACACAUUAUAUGAUAUUGAUAUGGUAAAGACCUACAUGUAAAUCUCAAGAUUUAACUGGAAUAAUACAUGGCCUUGUUCAGAGGUUUGGGGGGAAAAUUUAUCGGCUUUAUUUAAGAAAUGUCUUUCAGUUUUUUAAUGUAUUUUUAUGUAUUUUCAAAACUGAAAUUUAUUUUUCAUAUUCACAUUUACUUUGAUUUCUGUCGGAAUGUUGCCAGCCGUUAAAUUAGACUUACUGUGCAUGUAUUUAUCAAGUUUCGUAUGCACAUUGUCCACAUUCAUGAGGAAAUAGCUUGGUGAAGAUAUCAAAGGUAAAAACAUUGGAAAUGUAGGUAUUAGAUGACCUUGAGCUUCUUCACAUAUUGAAUGCAGCGUGCUCACGCUCUGUGAAAUAUACGCUGGCGUGAAGAGGCUCAAGGUUUAUCAUUUCGUAUACUUUCAAAAACUGAAACUUAACAUGUUCUUAUAUUUACAUUUUCUAUUGUAUUUACCUUGUUACAUACAAUGUUAUGUCGUUAUGUUGACUGCACUUUCUUCUGUUAUUGAGCAUUUGAAAACAACAGCAUCACCUUUAAUGGUCACAGUCAAUAAUGUUGAAUAUACCAUGUUUUAACGUUUGAUUGUUAUGUAAUACAUGUACAUGUAGUUGCUAUUUCUUUUUAAAUCUGUGUGCAAAAAUGAAAGUAUAUGAGAAAAUGGCCUUAGAUUUCUAUUGGUAUUAAUAUUAAGGGAAAAAAGUUAAUGUAGAUACCGUAGUAUAUCCUUAUAAUAAAUUUUUAGGUUUGAUAAAAGUUUAGCAAA
Molecule: messenger RNA, 2770 nt
Organism: Ostrea edulis (European flat oyster)
Lineage: Eukaryota; Metazoa; Mollusca; Bivalvia; Ostreida; Ostreidae
Exons: 4
Coding region: 349-1317 (322 amino acids)
Source: RefSeq, a predicted model, not a curated record